Fraxinus pennsylvanica is the source of this 2109-nucleotide messenger RNA. The record is from the annotation of a GenBank genome assembly. Lineage: Eukaryota; Viridiplantae; Streptophyta; Magnoliopsida; Lamiales; Oleaceae.
AUGAAUUUUCCGACAGGAACAGUUGGUGGAAAAGGUGCAGCUGGAAUUGUGAUGGAUUGGAGUGUUAAUAAUGCAUAUAACAAGACCUUGAAAGAUUUAGAUCCUAAGUCUGUGCCCACUAUGGAUGCAACUAUCAUCCCAAAUAUCGAUCCAAUAGAUACUGGGUUGGGUUCAUCCGAGAAGGGAAAUGCUGUUCUUACAGCAAAACCAAGGAAAAAGACGAUGACAUCAGUAUUUCUCAAGUAUUUUGAAACAGCUGUAGAUGGGAAGAGUCGGAGGUGUAUAUUUUGUGGACAGAGCUAUUCUAUUGCUACUGCCACCGGCAAUUUGGGGAGGCAUCUCAGCAAUCGACAUCCUGGAUAUGACAAAAAUGGGGAUUUUGCCAUGACUCCAGUUGCGCAACCUGUCACAGUUGCUAAGAAACCACAGGCUCUAGUUAAGAUGCCUCAGGUGGAACUUGAUCAUUUGAACUGGUUGCUUAUCAAGUGGCUCACUUUAGCAUCUCUUCCCACAUCUACUUUGGAAGAACAGUGGCUGACAAACUCAUUCAAGUUCCUUAAUCAAUCGGUACAAAUUUGGCCUGGAGAAAAGUUCCGAGCAGUACUAUGCGAAGUUUAUAGAAGCAUGAAGGAAGAGGUCCGUCUGACUAUGGAGCAGGUUUCUUCUAAGGUUUCGAUUACUCUUGAUUUCUGGACUUCGUAUGAGCAAAUUCUCUACAUGAGUAUUACAAGCCAGUGGAUUGAUGCAAACUGGUCCUUUCAGAAAGUUCUUCUGGAUAUCAGUCAUAUACCAAGCCCUUGUGAGGGCGCUGAAAUACAUUAUGUUCUGUCGAAAGUUAUCAGGCUGUAUAAUAUAGAUACUAGAAUCAUCUCUUGCACCCAUGAUACUAGUUCAAAUGCUUUACAUGCAUGUCAUAAACUGAAAGGUGAUCUGGAUAGUCAGAAAAUGGCUCCCUUUUGUUAUAUCCCAUGUGCUGCUCAUGCUCUGAAUUCAAUUAUAGAUGAUGGAUUAAAAACUACCAAGUCAGUAAUCUUGAAGAUCAGGGAGUUUGUGCUGGCGAUGAAUUCAUCAUUGGAAAUCUCUGAAGAUUUUAUUCAAUUUACUUCAGCAUAUGAAGAGGGGAAUUGGAAAUUCCCGCUUGAUGCCUCAGCUCGGUGGAGUGGAAACUACCUGAUGCUUGAUGUUGUAAGUAAGGCGAGUAAAUCAAUGGAAACUAUUAUUAGGAAGUACGAGGAACAACUUGGCAGUAGGUUGCUGCUCAAUUCUGCGGAGAAAAAUGUUGUUCAUAUUAUGUACAAGUAUUUAGAACCCUUCUAUAAGACAAUCAAUAACAUGUGCACAAAUAGAGUGCUGACGGUUGGACUUGUUCUCUUCUUCAUGGAUCAUAUUUCUGAGAUGAUUUUAACGUGCAAAGACUCAAGGCAAAGUCCCGAUUGGCUCAAGAGUGCAGCCCAAGACAUGGCCACCAAAGCUCAAAAUUACUGUGAUCAGGUUUGCAAUGUAUUUACUUACAUGACUGCGAUUCUUGAUCCACGGAUAAAAGUUGAGCUCAUGCCUGAAAAUCUCAACUUGGAAAGCUAUUUGGAGGAGGCAAGAAACCAUUUCAUGAGAAAUUAUUCUACCAGCUAUUUUCCAUCUAUAACCAGUUCAUACACUGCUCAGGAGAUGGAUGAUGGAGGAAGUGUUUCUUUUGCUGAGGAAAUUGCCCGUAAAAAACGAAGGGCAAGCAUGAAUUCUGCUACUGAUGAGCUUACUCAAUAUUUAUCCGAGCCACCAGCACCAAUACCUACAGAUGUUUUAGAGUGGUGGAAAGUGAACAGCACAAGAUAUCCGCGCUUGUCUCUGAUGGCUCGGGAUUUCUUGUCUGUACAACCAACUGCUGCGUCUCCCGAAGACAUUUUUUGCAGCAAGGGUGAGGAAAGUGAUAGGCAGAGGUUCUCCUCACCAUUUGAAAAUACGCAAACUUUGCUUUGUAUAAAGUCAUGGAUGCAAGGCGGGAUCAAGGUGAAGUAUAAAUCGACCGAGAUUGAUUACGAAAGGUUGAUGGAAUUAGCAGCUUCAUCAGCAACAGACAGUAGCAGUAGAAGUUCUGAAAAGAAACAAAAAUGA